CCGGCGGGGGAGACGGUUAUAACAUAGGUAAUUUCACCUUGGCUCAGCAAUGGCCUUCAGUAAGGGAUAUCGUAUUUACCACAAGCUGGAUCCACCCCCCUACAGUGUUAUAGUGGAAACUCGGACCAGAGAUGAAUGCCUCAUGUUUGAGUCGGGAGCUGUUGCUGUUUUGUCGGCAGCAGAGAAGGAAGCCAUUAAAAACACCUACAACAAGAUUUUUGAUGCCUAUGGAAUUUUAGGUGUGCUCCGCUUAAACUUGGGUGACUCUAUGCUCCACAGUCUGGUGGUUGUGACAGGAUGCAGCUCUGUGGGGAAAGUCCAGGAUUCUGAGGUUUUCAGGGUCACACAGACAGAUUUUAUAUCUCUGAAGAAUGAUCCAGGAGAUGAGGACCGCAUUGCUGAGGUGCGAAAAAUCCUUAACUCAGGACAUUUCUACUUUGCUUGGUCUUCCACUGGAGUCAGCAUGGACCUGAGUCUUAAUGCACAUCGCAGGAUCCUAGGGGAUACUACAGACAACCGCUUCUUUUGGAAUCAGUCUCUGCACCUGCACCUGAAACACUAUGGCGUAAGCUGUGAUGACUGGCUGCUGAGGCUGAUGUGUGGCGGUGUGGAGAUCAGGACCAUAUAUGCAGGGCACAAACAGGCCAAGGCUUGCAUAUUUUCCCGCCUCAGCUCAGAGCGAGCAGGCACGAGAUUCAAUGUCCGUGGAACAAAUGAUGAUGGACAGGUGGCUAACUUUGUGGAGACUGAACAGGUUAUUUUCCUGGAUGAUAAAGUGUCGUCAUUCAUACAGAUCCGAGGGUCAAUUCCUCUUUUCUGGGAACAGCCAGGAAUUCAGGUUGGCUCUCAUCGUGUCAAACUCUCCAGGGGAUUUGAGGCAAAUGCGCCAGCAUUUGAAAGACACUUUGCUGCUCUACGAAGGCUGUAUGGUAACCAAGUAAUCAUCAAUUUACUCGGGAGUAAGGAAGGGGAACACAUGCUCAGCAAAGCUUUUCAGAGUCACCUAAAAGCAUCAGAACACGCAGGAGCUGUGAAAAUGGUCACAUUUGACUAUCAUCAAAAUGUGAAGGGGGGCAAGGCAGACAAACUCCAUAGUGUACUCAAACCACAGCUCAGCAAAUUUAUUGAUGAGUGCGGGUUCUUUUACUAUACAGCAGAGACUGGUAUUACAAGGACUCAGAGUGGGACCAUCAGGUCCAACUGCCUGGACUGUCUAGACAGAACCAACAGUGUUCAAGCUUUUUUUGCACUUGAGUUACUGCCAAAGCAGCUGGAAGAAAUGGGUCUGACAGAGAAACCCCAGCUGGUGGCCAGAUUCCAAGAGGUUUUCAGGACCAUGUGGUCUCUUAACGGAGACUCUAUCAGUAAGAUCUACGCAGGCACUGGUGCCCUGGAUGGCAAGGCCAAGGCGGGAAAGCUAAAAGAUGGUGCUCGUUCAGUGACAAGGACUAUCCAGAACAACUUCUUUGACACUUCCAAGCAGGAAGCCAUAGACAUCCUGAGGCUCGGCUCCACACUCAACAGUGACCUAGCAGACAAAGCUCGGGCCUUGCUAACUACUUCUAGUCUUUAUGUCACUGAGACCGUCUUGCAAUCAGCCUCUCCUAGAGUAUUACUUGGAAUGUGUCAGAACUACCACAAAUAUACUCGGCCCAAGAAAAUCCGGGUGUGUGUGGGCACUUGGAAUGUCAAUGGGGGUAAACAGUUCCGCAGCAUCGCCUUCCGCAACCAAACACUCAACGAUUGGUUGUUGGAUGCUCCACAGAAGGCAGGGCAUCCUGAGUUCCAGGACAAUAAAAGCAACCCAAUUGAUAUCUUUGCCAUUGGUUUUGAAGAAAUGGUUGAACUGAAUGCUGGAAACAUUGUGAGUGCCAGCACUACCAACCAGAAACUGUGGGCAGCUGAGCUCCAAAAAAACAUCUCAAGGGACCAUAAGUAUGUACUGCUGGCAUCAGAGCAGCUGGUGGGAGUCUGUCUGUUUGUGUUCAUCCGCCCACAGCAUGCACCCUUCAUCAGGGAUGUUGCUGUAGAUACAGUAAAAACCGGUAUGGGUGGCGCUACAGGAAAUAAAGGCGGUGUGGCAAUCCGCCUGCUGUUCCACACCACCAGCAUCUGCUUCCUCUGUUCUCACUUUGCUGCAGGCCAGUCACAGGUUAAGGAGAGGAAUGAUGACUACAGUGAGAUUACUCGCAGGCUCAGUUUUCCUAUGGGGCGCCUCCUGUAUUCACACGACUAUGUAUUCUGGUGUGGAGAUUUCAACUACCGUAUCAACUUGCCCAAUGAGGAAGUAAAAGAGCUGAUUAAACAACAAAAUUGGGAUGCCCUUACAGCUGGAGACCAGUUGUUGGAACAGAAGAAUUCUGGUUUGGUCUUCAGAGGUUUCAUCGAAGGGAAUUUAGAUUUUGCCCCAACCUACAAGUAUGACCUCUUCUCAGAUGAUUACGACACAAGUGAGAAGUGUCGCACACCAGCCUGGACUGACCGCAUACUGUGGAAGAGAAGAAAGUGGAACUUUGACAAAACUGCUGAGGAGAUGAAUGUUGUUGGAGCCACUUCUGCAUCUGGAGGGAAGGGGGAGUCACCAGAACUGCCCUGGACUCCUGGGACUCUGAAGUACUAUGGCAGGGCUGAACUUAAGACUUCAGACCACAGGCCUGUAGUAUCAAUAAUGGAUGUUGAUAUCCUGGAGGUCGACCCAGAGGAUCGACACCAAGUCUACAAAGAUGUGAUUAGCUUGCAGGGACCUCCUGAUGGCACCAUCCUGGUUUCACUUUGCACAUCUGGACCCAAUGACUACUUUGACGAUGCACUCAUAGAUGAACUGCUGGAUAAGUUUGCUGAGUUUGGCGAGGUCAUCCUAAUCAGGUUUGUUGAGGAGAAGAUGUGGGUGACUUUCCUCGAGGGUUACUCUGCUCUGGCUGCCCUGUCUCUCAGUGCUUCAACUGUCCUUGGUAAGGUGAUUGACAUUCGCCUGAAGAACCCAGGUUGGAUAAAGAGCUUGGAGGAAGAAAUGAGCGUGGAGAGAAUCUGUGGAAGCAUCCCCACAUCAACCAGUUCCACGCUGCUUGCUGAAGAUACUGACAUGGGUGAUGAUGAUUACGAUAUGGAAGGUGAUGUGGAUGAGGAGGUAGAGGAAAUUCUGCCCCAGCACCUGCAGCCUGGGGCAGGUUCGGGUCUUGGAUCCUCUCCCUUCCCUUCCCCCCGCAGUAGUCCCUGUCCUUCCCCAACCCAUGGGGAACCUGCAGCCCCCAGCAGGCCCAGCCGUGCUCCACAAACAUCCCAACCACCUCAAGGGCCUCCUGUUGACUUCCAGCCUGGUGCUCCCACAGCUCAAGGCCUGGAACCCAAACGCCCACCUCCCCCUCGUCCUAAUGCUCCCCCAGCCAGACCUGCACCACCUCAGCGUCCACCCCCACCUUCAGGACCCAAAAGUCCCGCUCUACCUCGGCCAGAAGCAGCUGCAGGUCGAAGCCAGGCAUCAGCAGGAGGUCCCAAAGCUGGAAGUGUUUCAAGACCAAAUAUCCCUCCUCGAGCUGGGGUGAUCAGUAUCACACCUCAGUCUCGCCCACCACCUCCUUCUCACCCUGGAGCACCCAGACCUAUCCCAGAGGUGCAUCCUGGGGCACCUCGACCCAUCCCAGACACCCAUCCAGGAGCCCCACGGCCUGUACCCAGUGCUCAGAUUAAACCUGCUGAGCUGCCCCUGGAUGCGACUCCAAUAUGUCCUUCUCCCUCAGGUCCUCCACCAUCAUUACCACCUCCCACAGGUCCCCCACCUGUGAGACCCCAGGUUCCAUCACCCAUGCAACCCCAACCUGCCCCUGCUGUUCAGUCCCAGCUCCCUGCACCGAUACAGCCCACACUGCCAGCUCCUCUCCAGCCACAAUCUGCUGCACCUCCCAAAGCAGGGCCCCCUGCUGCUACCCCACCUGGACCCCUGCAGACUUUAGCCUCCCCUAAACCCCCACCACGUUCACGUUCUGCUCAAGCACUGGCUCAAGAUGCUGCCAAAUCUGAUACAGCAUCCACUCCACAGACAAAUGGACUGAAUGGAAUCCAAAGAGAAGCACAGUUGAAGCCUGACCCCUUCCACACACUCGCAUCUGACUUCAUCUCAUCUUCCUGGCACACCACCCAGUCGCUGACCAGAGGCUCCUCGCUGCACGAUCCUCCCUCCGUUCCUGCAGCUACACUUUCCCUCAGCACUCUCCCGACAUCCUUCUCUGUCCAUUCCCCCGCUCUUGCAGACUUGCAGCAAUUUGAUUCCGUAUCUUCAGUUUCCACCCAGGCACCUUUUGCUCCCUCAUUACUCCCUCCUCCUUCAAUCCCUGGACGUAGUCGCUCACAAGAGACACUGCGUGCCUCCCCAAACCCCAUUCUGGCCAACCCAGUGCCACCCAGACCAAGCAGCACCAAUCCCUUCACAGGCCCACAUGUACAGCAACAGCAUCGCUCACUCACCCCCGAUUUCAGCAUCCAGCGGCCAAGCCCGGCACUGACCCUUCACAGGACCACUUCUACUCUGACUCAGCCUCUCAUCCCCACUCCUGCUUCAAUCCCGGCCCCUGUCUCUGCACCCACCUCCAAGAUCCAGGGAACCAUAUCUCUGUUUGGACCAUCACCCGCUCCUAUGUUCCCUGAGGCCCUUGUUCCGUCUCCUGCCCUUGCACCCUGCCCCCAGCCUUCUGCCCCAGGCAGGAAACCAACCCAACAGUGGGUCACAUUUGAUGACGAUUUGGAUUUCCCUCUUUCAGCAAAGACACCACAGGCCCCAAUCUUCCCUUCCAAAAUCCCCAUGUCUCAAACUCAGUCUUCCCAACCUGGGUUUGUCUCAGAGCCUGACUGGUUGUCGUCAUCCUCUUCGGUGUUCCAAACUCUUCCUCCUCCUAUCCCAACAAGAACUGCAACCAGUAACUCGAAGGUUCCAGAGGCACCCAGUGACAGCUUCUUGUUCCAUACAGAGUCGACAGAGCGAUAGAAUGACCCUUGAUAUGGACAGGGCACAUCCAGAUAUUUAUAGAUUAUCGAUAAUGUGUAUAUGUGUGUAUGUACAAACAGGCAGCAUUUACAGUACACACUACCACCCUUCCAAAUCUUAGAGGAUUUAUAUCUCAAUCUACUGAGAGGUAACAUGAAAACUGUUUUAACUUUACGAUGGACCUGUUUGCUUGUUCCCUAAAAUUACAAUUAUUUUAUUAUGGAUAGUUUUGAUGUUUAUUUAUGAUAGCAAACACAUGCCUGUGUCUUUGGUAUAUGGUUAUAUAAGGUAUAUGUAGACACACACAAAUCCAUGUGUGUGUGUGAUCUCUUGUGCAAUAUGAAACCAUGUGUGGCCACGUAGCACACUACAUGCGCCCGCAGGUUUUCACUUUGACACUCAAUUCAUUCAUGGACAGAUAAGCAGUAUGUCAUUCUUGGACAGCAACAGCUGCUACUUUUCAGGACGCAUUCCGAUAUUGUAGAAGGUUUUGCAGGUGUUACAUGCACCCCCAAAAUAUCUGCUGUGAUGAGAGGUGAUUUAAUUUGCAUAGUGUAGAGGUUAAAUUUUUUAAAAUCUUAUUUUACUUUUCAUGUGCGAGUCACUGAUCAUAACUCACAUUUUUGCACUUGCUUUUUU
Messenger RNA from Thalassophryne amazonica, 5617 nucleotides. RefSeq names its product synaptojanin 1 (gene synj1). Gene Ontology annotation, molecular function: nucleic acid binding; phosphatidylinositol-4,5-bisphosphate 5-phosphatase activity. The transcript has 30 exons. Bases 50 to 4978 code for a protein of 1642 amino acids. Gene Ontology annotation, biological process: synaptic vesicle endocytosis; phosphatidylinositol dephosphorylation. The record is from RefSeq and is a predicted model, not a curated record. Lineage: Eukaryota; Metazoa; Chordata; Actinopteri; Batrachoidiformes; Batrachoididae.